Molecule: messenger RNA, 4273 nt
Organism: Dimorphilus gyrociliatus
Lineage: Eukaryota; Metazoa; Annelida; Polychaeta; Dinophilidae
Source: the annotation of a GenBank genome assembly
AUUUGUUGUAUUAAAGUUUACGGUAACAACUUGUAUUUCAAGUUUUGUUUAUAAGAUUAAAGUGAUGUGCCUUUGUUCAUUAGAAGUCAUUAAAUAUCUAAAUAUGUCAACUGUUAUAUUUUGAUAUAUUGCUAAUUCUGUGUUCUUGAACUUAUUUCAUGUUCUUUAUGUACUUUUUCAGAUGAAAACAUUGUGAACGCUAGCUAAGUUAAAUUAAAUUUUUUCCUGUACCUGCCAAAUAUCACUUUUGUGCCAAUCACAUGCUUGAACUCCCGAAAUGGGCCGAACAACAAAACCAAAUAAUCAAACAACAUUUGAAGGUAAAUUAGAGGAGGAAGAAGACUUGCAAAGUUCAAAGGGAGGUAGAAAUAAUGGAACUAGAGAAGUAAUAUAUGAAUCAAAAAGAAAAAAGAAGGAAAAAUACCCUCCUGGUACUCACGAAGCCACUUUUUCUGUCGUUAUAUCUAUGUCAAUACCCUCCAAUACUGAGGAAACAGUAACCGGUACUAUCGAAAGCUCAAAAAAAAAGCAUUCGAAUAUAAUUGAUUCGCCUAAAGCUCAGAAUUAUUAUCACAUUGAAUAUGGAAUGCUACCAGGGGAAGAGGAAAUAUUGAAAACAGAUAUUGUGUCUUUCGGACCCGCUGCUAAAUUUUAUGCGGAAAAGCAAGAAUCCCGAGUUCUAAAAACGUUCCAAUCAGGAAAUUGUUCUUGGAUUGCUUGGACUCAAAACCACACUAUACCUAUGACUGAACAGAAUGUGGAUAAGCUACAUAAUCAUAUACUUGAGCUGCGUCUAUGGAAUCAAAAAGAUAAAUGCUCUUAUAAAGCCAAGUUUGAUAGGCCGAAAGCUUUCAAACUACCAAAAGGUGAGGAUGACUUAAAUACUGGAGUAGGAGGAUUGGUGUUAAAUCAGAUCAAAAGUUUCGUUGAUAUGGGACCGAAAAAAUUAUAUUUGCAUAAAGAUCUUCCAAACAUUUAUAAUACAUCGGAUUCGAAUAAGAAAAUUAUAUCGCUUAAACAACAAUUACCAAUAAGUGACCUGUCUGAAAACAAAAUUGACAACAUAAAGUAUGCCACUUCAUCGGAAAAUAUCGAAAACGCACCAGCCAGCAGGAUUCAAUCAGCUAAGAAAUCUCGCAAUUCUAGGGCAAGCAUUCAUACUCCAUCAAGAGAUGUUGGAUCUACAGAGGACGGAGGUCCUUUAAGGAUAUAUGAAAAUUUGCGUCAAUUGGCCAAUGGAAUGCCUUCAGAAGAUGACGACCUAGAGGAACUUAUAAGCCUGGGUGGGGGAACUUCUGCAGAUCUUGCAACAUCUAAACGUCGACAGUCUAUUAACAGCAGGCAGUCAAAGUCUCAAAUGAAAGCAAAGGUGAAGAAAAAAUUUGAUGUCGAAGAAGUAGAACGUAUAAAGAAGCAGGGCGUUGCAUGUAUACCGAUAAAUAUGGCUGAGUUUUUUGCUCCUGGAACUACUUGUGUGACAAAAAGACUAUCGUCAAACGUGCCGGGAAUAGAAGAUUUUUUCAUUACAAUUAAAUUGACAACUCCAAUAUUAUCAGAUGAGCAGAUUGAUUUUUAUAACCCAUUAUCUAUAAAAAUUCAUUGUGCUACUAAUAUGCCAAAUGAGCCAUACGACUAUGAUAUUCUCAGGGAAAUAUGCGAACCAGCGUUUAUUGAGUGUCAAUUUCUCAACAGUGACAUUCACAGGAGUGACGGAGUUCUGCAAGACCAGGGUAUAUACUGGGAUGAUACUUUUGUUGUUCUAUUGGGUAAGAUAGAUCCCAGUAAAGUACGAGAAUUUCUCCUAGGACCCCACUUUGAAAUAAAAAUUCAUGAUAGAGAUAAAAAAAUAGACGGAAUAAGUAAAGUAAAAAAACCGGCUUUAUUUGGAGCUGAAAUUGAAGACGAAAAAAUUUCUAAUGUGGGAGUGGUUUCUUCUAAAAGAACUUUGUACAAUGCGUUUGAUGCUAACAAAAAACCUUGGGACCCAUAUGGGAUAUCACGAUUUGACCUGUCAGGACUCUUAUUGGGUCAAAAAAUAAUAUAUCUGCAUUCUCCAAUUUUACCUUGUAAAAUUCCCGAUGUGCUAGGAAAGGAGAUGAAAGACAAUGCUUUGCUUGGAAUUAGAGGAGCCGUAGAUGGACCAGAAAUAGGACCAAUGCAACAAGCAGAUUAUAUGGGAUCUGGAGCUGAAUUAAAAAUAAGAGUAGAAGUAGCGAAGGUUUUGGUUGGAGAGGAUGAGAUAAACAAAAGGACAGAUAGAAAAAUUUCAUCAGCGGUCUCUUUUCGUUAUAAAGAUAUUUUAAAAAUUUGUCCCUUUAAUCGCCUGAUAUAUGUGGUUGAUACACAACAACAAAAUUUUCUCCGACGUUUGCUUGAUAAAAUUUCUAAUAUAAAUGCUGAAGCUCUGGGUUUAGCAAAUCUGGAUGAAAAUGCUGUUAGAGCCAUUCUGUCAACUUUUAAGCUGUCAACUGAGCAGCAGCAAUCCCCCUCUUUAGAUAUUAUAACUGGUUGUCAAAUAAUAGAUAAAACUACAAAUAUACUUAUUUUGGAGGGUUUGGCUGAUAGAGGUUUGGCAGAGCUAUGGGCUCAUUUACCUCAAGAAGCUGAUUCGAGCACCAAAAUUCUAUACAAUUCUGACACAAGAUUUACUGAACGACUCUAUGGAAAAUUGGAUGUUGAUAUCGUCAAGAUUAAACUGCAUGAACCAUUAGAUUUAAUUAUUCAACAACCCCUCUUUUAUGUUCGGGAUAUGGUUCCAAAGGAUUGUUUUGAAGCCUUAACGAAACUAAAAGACAUUCUAAAUUGUAGUAAAAUAAGACAGAUAUGUAAAAAUGAUCUAUGGCCCACAGCCAAUAUGAUAAUUGUACUAAGUAAAGAGUUUGGAGUACCUUUAACGAAAGACGAACUGAAAGACCUCCAGGAAAAUGAAGAAGAGAAAAAGCAAUUAAAUGAUAACACUAGAGGAACAAUAACUAGAUCAUCUCGAGCUCGAACUCCUCGUACGCCUCUAGAUAAUGCGAAUCCUGAAUUUGUCAAUCAGCUUUCUCGCAGAACAGUCUCUCCGAACUCAAGGAAUUUUCUGGCUGAACAUAAAAAAACUUUGAGAGAAAUUAGUCGCUUAAACGCUGAAGAACGCUCAAAAACAGCACCUUCAAAAUUUUUUGUUUCAAAUUAUCCAGUUCAUAAUUACAGCAGUCACACAUUUAAUCAGAUUGAAUUAGCAAAAGAGCAAAUUAGAGACAUGAUACAAUCGGAUUACUUAAAGAGAUAUUAUUCAUAUUGUCCUGAUUAUCACAUAAGUGGCACAUUCUUUCCUAAAGAUUUUGAUGACGAAUAUAGGAAAGACAGUGUCCCCAAAAAGUAUCUUUGGAAAACUCAAGAAGGUUGGCGUUAUCCAGGAAAACAACAUAUGGUUCAAGCUAAUCAACAUCCUUUAAAACCCGACGAUGCCCGAGCUGCGGAGCUAAAAAAGGAAUGGGAAGAAAAUUCUCUUCAUACAAAUAAAUUCGUUCCACCAGUUGCUCAGAGAGAAGCAUUCUCGUGGUGUCAUCGUGCUUAUGACUUUAAUUUGUGGCAAAAGGCUGUUCCAAUAGAUCAAGGAGUCCCAUCCAUUCAUCCAGCAGGCAUAACUGCCCAAGAAGAUAAGAUAAAGGCCACAACUUUGGAAAAACAAAAAUGGAAAGAAAAACUUGUAACCGAAACUGAACAAAUGAAAUUCCAUCGAAAAAACUGCAAAACAGAGAUGACAAUGUGUGGCUCCAAGUCUUCAAAUCAAAUAGAUAAGCUCAAUGGACUUCUUAAAGACGAAGCUAAAAAAGUAGCCUUACAAGGAAGGAUGGCGAAAAUAUGUUCAAUACCUCCCUUUCAAGUUGUUGCACAGCCAUCUGUCGACACCCAAGCAAGAGAGAUGGACAAAGCUAUAGCUCCCGCGAUUGAUAAUGAAUUUGAGGAUUUCAACAUAGGAUUUUCUCCUGGUGAACGAGGGAAGUCGCUGACUGUAGACUUCAUUUCAAGGCACGAUUACGAUAGGCACAAUUUUCCUUUCGCUGAUGAUUUCAAACCUCGGGUAAAUCAUAAAUCUAAAAUCUACAAGAAAAUACCUAAACCUUUAAGUAAUGAAGAAUAUUCGAAUAAUUUGUACCAAUUAACGCCAGAUUUGGAGGAAAGGUUAAAACUGCUGCCGAAACCUCUUGAGGUACCCAGCAUCGAAGAACUAAAAGAGUUUUAUAACAAAUUAGGCAAUGAGGGCUGCUUUCUUCCACCCAUUAGCUAG